AUGAUCUUCAGCCCACAGUGCACACGCGACCCCUCAACUAUCACUGCUCUGGUCUCUGCCAACCAGACCGAAGCUGCCGUCCAGCUGUACACGUAUCUCAUCUCGAAGCCGGAAUACUCCACGCCGGAGUCCCGCCAGCGACUCGUCCGGCGACUGCGAGAAGCACUGUUCAAAACUGUGUGUACCAUAGGCGUUGCUCGUCCGCUGGAGGUCAUCUUCGGCCUCUCGCAGAUUGAGAGGCCGGAGGAUAGGGAUUUGUCAUUUUCAAGAGAAAACUGGCAAUCCGGCCCUGAGACGUACGCCCGUGGCAAAGCCUGGCUCGACCGCCUCUAUGGAAAUAAUAUCAACCGCAUCGCAGACGUGCUAGGCUCGCACCAAGACUUUCUCUGGCUUUCCUACCAGAUUUCAUAUGGCCUAUACCUCUCCGACCACUCGAUCAUUAAUGACAUCGAGACCGAGCUUGUUGUUCUCUCCAGCCUGGUGGUGCAAAACAUGAAAAACGAAUCGCACUGGCACCUCAGAGGAAUACGAAGAGUGGGGGUGGCCAUGGAGGAUGUGGAGACCAUCCACCAGUGUAUCGAUCUUGUUGCCGCGUUUGCAAGGGUCAGGGUUGACAGGGUUCCCCGUGUAGCGGAUAUUGAGCAUGAGGUUUAA
Molecule: messenger RNA, 654 nt
Organism: Ophidiomyces ophidiicola
Lineage: Eukaryota; Fungi; Ascomycota; Eurotiomycetes; Onygenales; Onygenaceae
Exons: 4
Coding region: 1-654 (217 amino acids)
Source: RefSeq, a predicted model, not a curated record